UGUGCUUGGGGCGUUUUAAGCGCUUCCGGUGGCUCCUUUUCUCUCUCCUCAAGUGGCUCAGCAGAGAUUUAGCAGGUCGUCUGUAGAAAGGAAUGAAGCUGAUGAUUGUGAUGAUGAUGGUGUUGUCUUCCAGGACUGAGCCGAAUGCGCGUGGUAGGGAGGACCGAAGCGCGUAACCGAGGCGGAGCCGUGCCUGUGUGUGCGCGCCCGCGCCCCCUGAUUAAGGCUUUAUUCCAGCAGUAGUGUUAAUGACCGUUCUCGCUCGCUCCUUUGGACCUGCGUCGUGUGUGUGUGUGUGUGUGUGUGUGUGUGUGUGUGUGUGUGUGUGUGUGUGUGUGUGUGUGUGUGUGUGUGUGUGUGUGUGUGUGUUAAUGACUGCUGUCACUCCUCUGGACCAGUGUAGUGUGUGUGUGUGUGGAUUUAAUCUGCCAGCCAGUGAGGAUGAGUGAGGAGGCGAGCAGUGUGCCGAGAGAGCUGCUGGAGAGCGUUCAGGAUGCAGUGGGCAGGAAAAUCAAACUGGGCUUUAAGAAGAAAGUCAAACUGGAGAUCAAAGGUGAUAAAGUGGAGAACAGAGUGCUGGCUCUGGCAUCACAUCGUGGCUAUCUCCUUACUGCACGCAUUCCUGCCAAGGUAGAACAGACGUUCAGCUUUUUGGAGAUUCAGGGGAUCACAUGUUCCAAACCCACACAGUGUGUGUUGGAGUAUGAGCGAGGUCAGAUCUCUCUCAGACUGGUGUCCAUGGAGGAGGUGAACGAGAUGGUGUGUCACAUCGGUGUGUGUGUGCAGAAGAUCUGUCCUUCUUUGUCUCCUGUUAAGGUGAUGAAGAAGUUGUCCAUGGAACCUCCAGAGAGAAUCACAGCUCUGCAGAAUGUCUGGGAGACUCAGGGUUCAGGAGAAUUCGGACCCUGCGGUGGAUUCUCUCAGCAGUACAGGUGUGUGUGUGACUGGCUCGGCUUACCUUACAGAGAAGAGGUUCAGUGGGACGUGGAUACCAUUUAUCUGACACAGGACACACGUGAGCUGAACCUGCAGGACUUCAGUCACCUGGAGAACAGGGAUUUGGUAGCAAUAAUCGCCGUUCUGGAGUUUAACCAAUGGUUCACCAAACUGACUACAAAGGACUAUAAACUGUCUGCAGAUGUGUGUGAUCAGAUUUUGAGAGUUGUUGCGCGUUCCAGUCAUCUGGAGGAGCUCGUCCUGGACAACGCAGGACUCAAAACGGAUUUUGCACAGAAGCUGGCAAACGCUCUCUCUCAGAACUCCAGCUCAGGACUGCACUCACUGAACCUCUCUAACAAUCCUCUGGAGGACAGAGGAGUUGCUUUUUUAGGCGCUCAGUUUGCUAAACUACGUAAAGGCCUCAAACACCUCAACCUCUCCAGAACCUCGUUAUCACCCAAAGGGGUGAACAGCUUGGCCCAGUCGCUGAGUUCUAACCAGUCCAUGCCCAACACACUCAGCUUCCUGGACCUCUCAGGGAACCUCCUGCGUGGAGAUGAUCUCUCGCAUUUUUAUCACUUCCUGGGGCAGCCGAACAGCCUGAGUAUGCUGGACCUGUCCAACACCGACUGCUCGCUCGACACGCUUUGCUCUGCUCUACUGAAAGGAUCUCUGCAGCAUCUCUCUGUUCUCAAUGUGUCCAAGAGCGUUUUCGCUCACAGGAAAGGUAAAGAUAUUUCUCCUGCAUUUAAGCAGUUCUUCAGCAGUGCCGUCGCUCUCAACACCAUCAACGUCUCCGGAACCAAACUUCCACCUGAUGCUUUAAAAGCACUCCUGCUGGGUCUGGCCUGUAACCCCAGCCUGAAGGAGGUGUCUCUGGACCUUAGCUGCUGUGAGCUCCGCUCUGGAGGCUCACAGAUCCUGGAAGGCUGUAUCGCUGAGAUCCCCAACAUCUCCAGCCUGGAUAUUUCUGAUAACGGUCUGGACUCGGACAUGGGCACGCUGCUGGUGUGGCUCGCCAAGAACCGCUCCAUCAGACACCUGUCUCUGGGCAAGAACUUCACCAACAUCAAAUCAAAAAAUCUGGCUCCGGUCCUCGACAACCUCGUUCACUUGAUCCAGGAGGAAGAAUCACCUCUGGCGUCUCUGUCUCUGGCCGACUCGAAGCUGAAGGCAGAUCUGAGUAUGGUUCUGAACGCUCUGGGCAGUAACAGCUCUCUGACUCGAGUGGAUAUCAGUGGGAAUGGGAUGGGGGACCUUGGGGCCAAGAUGCUGGCUAAAGCCCUGCAGAUUAACAGCAAGCUCAGGACCAUCAUCUGGGACAGAAACAACAUCAGUCCUCAGGGUCUUCAGGACGUGGCUGCGGCACUGGAGAAAAACUUCACCAUCCGUUUCAUGCCCAUCCCCAUCAUCGACGCGUCUCAGGCACUGAAGGCGAGUCCGGAGAAAACCGAGGACGCACUGAUGCGGAUGGAGAACUAUCUCUUCAGGAACCAUGAAACUCGUAAAUAUGUUCAGGAGCAGGCGUACCGUCUUCAGCAGGGCAUUGUGACCACCACCACACAGCAGAUGAUCGACCGGAUCUGUGUGAAGGUCCAGGACCACCUAAACUCUCUGAAGAACUCCGAGCAGGAUGCCAUUUUGGAAGACGUCAGAAUGGCAGAGAACCUGAUCAAGGACGCGAGGAACUCGAAAACGCUCCUCCCCAACCUGUACCAUCUUGGUGCAGCAUCCCGGAAAGAGCUGAACGGUUCCUCUGUCGGUCCAAUCCAGGAGAAACUGGACUCCAUGGCUGGAGAAGUGGCACAGGUCAUGGACGAGCAGCUCCAGAGUCUUUUGGAAUCGAUGGUGGACACAGCGGAGAGUCUCUGUCCUCAUGUGAUGCGGAAACCCAACCUGCGGCAUGAGCUGAUCAAAGCAGGGACAGGGAAGAUGGCUGUACCACGAAGCUUCGUCAAGAACACGCUGCUUGAGCAGUCUGGCAUUGACAUCAUCAACAAGAUCAGUGAAGUAAAGCUGAGUCUGGCUUCAUUCCUCUCCGAUCGGAUCGUUGAUGAAAUUUUGGAAGCUCUGUCUGGUUCUCAGAAUGCGCUGGCAGAGCACCUGGUGAGGAAAGGGCGUCCCUUAGUGCAACAGGAGUCCAUGGAAUUGGACGUAUCCGAGCUGAGGACCUCCAAACGGAGCACCAUGGAGCUGGAGGCUGAGAGGCUGGAUGAGCUGGAGGCCUGCAUGAUUUUGUGCUGCACCAGUAUGACUCCAAAGUCGAAAAGAAAGAGCAUCCACAGCCGGAUGCUGAGGCCUGUCUCCAGAGCAUUUGAGAUGGAAUUUGACCUGGACAAAGCUCUGGAGGAUGUCCCCAUCCAUAUUGAAGACCCUUCACCUCCAGCCAAACUGAACAAAAAGCCAUCAGGAGUCGUGGGAGAGCUGCCGUCUGAGGAAGCCAAGAAGCUCCAACAUUACACCAAAUUACGGCCCAAGAGGAACAAGAAGACGCAGUCAAGCAGGGUUCCUCAGCUCAGCAGGAUGCCAUCUCAGGAAGGAGAGCAGAACGGCCUGAUGGGAAGGGUGGACGAGGGUGUGGACGAGUUCUUCACCAAGAAAGUCACCAAGAUAGACAAGAAGCAGUCCUUAAAGUCCUCAGACUCUCAGGAUACUGAAAAAAAGCGUGAUUUGCGCAAAGGGGGCUUUCUGAACCUCAUCAAGUCCCGCUCAGGCAAAGACAAGGAGAAGGACAAGGAGAAGGACAAGGAGAAGGAGAAGGACAAGGAGAAGGAGAAGGACAAGGAGAAGGAGAAGGACAAGGAGAAAGAUCGAGGUCAGGAGAAGGCUUCUACUUCAGCCCCACCUCUUUCUCCAGUCCCCCAGGCUGCAGAGGAACCCUUGUCUCCUAAGGCCAAGUCUCAGUCGUUACGUUCGGAGCGAAGCAGCAGUUCCGAGCGCUCUGAGGAACUGAAGACUCCCGACUAUGGAGUCCAGGUGAUGGGCUCCGGCCUGCUCGCCGAGAUGAAGGCCAAGCAGGAGAAGAGAGCCAAGAUCUCGGAUUCCUCGUCGAGUCCAGAGAAGCCAGACGGACCUCCAUCAGGUCAGGGUAAGGUGGAGGUCAGCAGCACUGUGAUGGCCUCUGACCGAACUCCCCGGGUCGGGGGUGAUUUUAAACCCGAGACAGCACCGAGGACCCGAGGGUCAGGCCCGAACCCGACGAGCCCGAAACCACCUCCUCCUCAGAGCGCUAAACCGAGCCUAGGCCCUCGACCGGCUCUCCCGCAGAAACCCCGCAGCAGCAGCACACGCAGCAUCGACGAGGGCUCCGAGGCUCCUGCAGGAGGUCCGAAGGCUUCAUCUACGCUCCGGAAAGUACCCUGGGAAAAGGAUGGAUCCUCAAACCCUCCACAGAGCAGCUCAGGCUCCAAGAACUCCACUCAGGAAGUUGACAUGACAGGAGAAGGCGUUAGCGUAUUUAAAGUCGAGUCCGAGCUGGAGAAAGCAGCAGCACUGCACCAGGAGGAGGCAGAGAGCGAGGGAGAGCGAAGGACGUCCCUCUCCAGACCUGCGAGAACAACCUCGAGCACGAACCAGCAGAGCUCAGACGAGAACGGGUCAAAGGUCAAGGACAAAUCUGCAGAGAAGGACAAGGACUCGAGUCAGAGCAGCAGAUCGGCAGAUUCCGGAGAGGAAGCAGAUAAAGAUUUUAUUUUUAUAUAGAAUGAGAGAGAGAGAGAGAGAGGGAGAGAGAGGGGGACCACAACACUCUGCGUUUUCAUCCGUUUCAGGAAUCAAGACUGUUAAAAGUACUGAUGCAUUCCGCAGCACUCUCAGAGAUGUACAUGUGUGUGUGAUAGAGUAUGAGAGAGAGAGAGAGAGAGAGAGAGAGAGAGAGAGGUGUGAUUGUGUGAGAGAGUAAGAGAGAGAGAGAGAGAGAAAGCGAUAAUGCACUCUCAGUCAAUUCUUCCAUAGCGUCUGAUCCGGUGUCUGAUAACCGGGACCGUAGAGGUUUCGCCGUAUGACGUGUCCUGUGUUAAUAUCCUCCUCACUCGAACUCCCAUUAGGGCUGAAACACUGUUAAAGCAUUUAACGAUGUCUUGUUUGUGUACCAACACUAAGGGGCACUUUGCUAUCUGCCCUCGUGCCUUAGAGCUCCACUAUACUGUGAUCAGACUGCGCAGGACACUGACGGCAUCUCCGAUAACUUGUGCAUGUCUGAUUAUCCUUUAAAAAGAACAAAAAUUACACAAAGAUUUCUCUGUAUUGUGUGUGUGUGUGUGUGUCAGGACUUUCAUCCAUUUCUAGUCUGUUUAAGAGGAACAGAUCAGACUCCUGGUGUGAGAUCCGAUUUCACACGCCUGAUUUUGUCCUGUAUCAUAUUCUUCUGUCAGAUUUUGGAUGUGACUCACGAUCAGACGCUUCCUCAAUUAAUCAUGUGAUCUGACUUACCAACUCUUUAGGCAUGAGAGAUGAUUUUUGCAAUUCUAGGAUCUGGGAUCAGAUUUAUCCCAAUAAUCCAGCGUAAUCAGUUCUAACAUUAGAUUUUCUCUGGUUAACUGUGGCCGGGCAUCAGACCCAUCCAUUUCAAAGUCUAAUCUGAGAAUAGACUCCUCGGUCUCCUGUUGAAGGUCAUUUGGGUUCAGAUUUAUUCUUGGUUUUUGAUCUAAGAUCAGACCAGUUUCUAAUCCAUCUAGGAUCGGAUCCUAUUUAUUAUCCUGUGAGAUUAGAUCCCUUGUGAUUUUAUUUAUUUAUUUAUUUUUUUAAGAAAUGGAUGAAUGAGGAGCAGAUUGGAUGUAUUUUUAGAGCUUUAGUAUCGGAUAUUUUCUGAGAUAAUACUUCUCUAUUUAAUCCAACAGAAUCUAAGUUUAGAUCAGAUUGCCCUGGUUUAUAGUGAUGUGAUCAGACACCUUCUGUAUUUAUAAUCGUGUCUCAGAUCAGACUUGUGUCUUUAUGCUAAAAAUCUGAUUCUUCUCCCAGACAGGAAGUAUCAAGUAUCAUAUGCUUCCCGUUCUGAUGAUCCGAGAUCAGACUUUUACACUCCGAUUACUUGUUUGAUUAUGCUACUCAUAGAGCAUGUGCAGGCAGUGUAAAAAUCCGAUUCAGGAUCAGACUCACCUGAGUCUAAACUUUUUGUGUGUGAGAGAGUGAGUGUGUGUCCGAUCCAAUGAGUCUGAUUCAGCAAAUGAGAACGGGUUUUAUUUCCUUUUGUCUUAAUUCAACGAACAAGAAGUCAAAUUGUGAACAAAUAUAAACAAAAGCACCUCCAGGUUGAUGAGCAGUGAUGAAAACAAAAUUGGAAAGAUUUAUUUAUUUAAGAAUUUUAAUUUGCAUUUUCAGAUUCUCAUAAAUACACGCCAUGUUUGUUUUUUUAUUUAUUUUAGUUUAAAUGGGGCAAGAAAACUGAACUGGGAUCAGCUGUGGUAAAUUUAAGAAAAAUUAUUUUUUGAAUUCUAAAAAAUUCUGGUACAAGUUCAAAUAAAAACCUUCGUCACUUUUGAAUUUUUAUUUUUUUUUUAAAUUAUAAAAGUUUGUGAUUUGCACCUUUUUUAUAUGCCAUUUAAGGAAAGGGGGUGGAGCCUAGCACAGAUGAUUGACAGAUCAUACUUGGUGAGGUUUUAUAUGUACUUCUGUCGCAUUAAUAAAACUGCACUCUGAGGUCUGGGUUCUGAUGUAUUUAAUGAGUUCGUUUGCUAACACUGACACACCUGUAGGGGGCGGGGUUUAUGUUAAUGAGGUACUGGGAACAUUCAUAUACCAGGAAAUAGGCUGGUGGUUUCCUUUUCAUUUUAUUUUCCUUUUCUCUUUUGCCUCGUCCACAGCUCUUCCUCUGCACAUGUACAUUUUGUUGAUAUGAAUGAUUUAUAUUAAUGUGAUUGUAUAAUGAUUUAAUGUUAUUAUUUUCUUUGAGGUUAAAGGAAGAGGAUUAAUGUAUGUAUGCAGAUCAGUGUUAAUAUAUAAUGUGAUCUUUGUUUAAAAGUGUGUGUGUGUGUGUCAGUAUUUUGGCCUGGUUUGAACUCUGAACACAUUUCACUCGUGCACUGUGUAGUUUGUGGACGUUUCUUUUAUUUCCAACACGUUUCUAUCAAUCAGAUUAAAGGUGAUUUUACACA
Molecule: messenger RNA, 7031 nt
Organism: Tachysurus fulvidraco (yellow catfish)
Lineage: Eukaryota; Metazoa; Chordata; Actinopteri; Siluriformes; Bagridae
Product: F-actin-uncapping protein LRRC16A
Exons: 39
Coding region: 442-4641 (1399 amino acids)
Biological process (GO): cell migration; regulation of Arp2/3 complex-mediated actin nucleation
Cellular component (GO): lamellipodium; plasma membrane
Molecular function (GO): protein binding
Source: RefSeq, a predicted model, not a curated record